AUGGCUCGUGGUCUCAUUGCCAUUUGUCUCAUCACUUUGCUAGCCUGUUCAUCUGUGGAAGGUCGAGGCCUAGAACUAGCACAUUUAAAUGGAGCUGAACAUCCGUCCGUGGGGGAUCAUGUUCACGGAGUUGUAGCAAAUGUGACAGUGGGUGGGUUCAACUUUCAGUUAAAUUUAAGCAACCCUAAACUUGUUGAAGAACUGAAAAUUAAACGAUCAGACUUUCCAUCCGAUUUUCUGUUUGGAGCCGCCACUUCUGCUGCACAGAGCGAAGGGUCAGCUAAAGAAGGAGGGAGAGGACCAAGUGGUUGGGAUCAUCGCAUGGAAACACUCCCAGAAAAACUUCGAAACAGUACAAAAUUCCCCAUGGCAGUCGAUGGAUAUAAACGAUACAAGGAGGAUAUUAAGCUUAUCAAGGACGCUGGACUAAAUUCUUACAGAUUUUCCAUCUCCUGGAGUAGGAUUUUACCAAAGGGAAGCUUAAGUGGCGGAAUUAACCAAGAGGGUAUUGAUUACUACAAUAGCUUGAUCGAUGAGCUAAUAAAAAAUGGCAUCACACCUUUCGUGACGAUUUAUCACUUUGACAUGCCACUAGCCCUGGAAGAGAAGUAUGGAGGCUUACUGAAUCGCUCGUUCGUGAAUGACUUUAGAGACUAUAGCGAGCUUCUAUUCAAAAAGUUUGGAGACAGAGUUAAACAUUGGUUCACAAUUAAUGAGCCAAACAUUCUUGCUCAAUUUGGUUAUGAACUUGGGAUUUCCCCACCAGGAGGGUCUCCUGUGAAAUGUUUCGAGACUGUCGGUCCAUGCAAGUUUGGUGGUAACUCGUCAACAGAGCCUUACACUGCAGCCCAUAACAUUAUCCUUGCCCAUGCCACUGUGGUUAAGCUCUACAAAGAAAAAUAUCAAGAACAACAAAAGGGUGAAUUGGGAAUCGUCCUCGCUUCACAAUAUUUUUUGCCCUAUACACAAUCAGAGGAAGAUAAAGCUGCAGCAGGACGACUUUUUGACUUCUACCUCGGAUGGUUUAUGGGACCAUUAGUAUUCGGAGAUUAUCCUCAAAGUAUGAAGGAGAGGGUGAAGGAUAGGCUUCCCACUUUUUCCGCAGAAGACAAAGUUCUGCUCAAUGGGAGUUUAGGGUUGGUUGGUAUCAAUUAUUAUACAUCAACAUAUGCCAAACAUAAGGCUCCUCCUCCAGCUAUCAAAGAUGAAGAAAUUCUGGGUGUGACCGAUGGUCAUUGGCCGGAAGGGCUGCAGAAGCUGUUGGAGUACGUUAAGGAUAAAUAUCAAAAUCCAAAGCUCUACAUUUCUGAAAAUGGACUUUCUGAUCACAAGGACAAUGGCUCUCCACUUGAAGUACUUCUAGAGGAUCCAUAUCGAAUUUCCUUUGUUUUUCGUCACUUGUAUCGAAUCAAUAAGGCAAUUAAGAAUGGAGUGAAUGUCAAAGGGUACUUCUAUUGGGCUCUAUUCGACGACAUUGAAUGGGGCAUGGGGUUCAAUCGAGUUGGUAUUUACCUUGUUGAUUUCAGUAACUACACGCGCUACCCCAAGCUCUCCAUUAAGUGGUUCCGAGCUUUCCUUCAAGGCUGAGAUCCUGCUAUAGCUGCCUGAGUAAUCAGUUGUUCAAACUUAAUAUUUAGCAAUGUAAAGCCAUUAUCCCUUCGGUUUUCUUGUUGUAAUCUA
Molecule: messenger RNA, 1680 nt
Organism: Pyrus x bretschneideri (Chinese white pear)
Lineage: Eukaryota; Viridiplantae; Streptophyta; Magnoliopsida; Rosales; Rosaceae
Product: beta-glucosidase 14-like
Exons: 15
Coding region: 1-1587 (528 amino acids)
Biological process (GO): carbohydrate metabolic process
Molecular function (GO): beta-glucosidase activity
Source: RefSeq, a predicted model, not a curated record